Nymphaea colorata (pocket water lily) is the source of this 897-nucleotide messenger RNA. Its product is annotated as auxin-responsive protein SAUR50-like. NCBI's taxonomy places the organism in Eukaryota, Viridiplantae, Streptophyta, Magnoliopsida, Nymphaeales, Nymphaeaceae. The record is from RefSeq and is a predicted model, not a curated record. Gene Ontology annotation, biological process: response to auxin. The transcript has a single exon. The coding region runs from base 197 to 496 and encodes 99 amino acids.
ACCUCUUACGCCUUCCCCUGCUAACCCACCACCUUCCCCUUCCUCUUCCUCUUCCUCUUCUCCUUCCCCCUCGCUAUAAAUCCCCCACCCACGCUUAUUCUCCUGCACCACCAACUCCCCCUCUCUCUCUCUCUCUCUCUCGCUCUCUGAGCUUCACAGACAAGCGGCCUCUUCUUAAUUGAUCUUUUUUUAAACAAUGGCGGUGAAGAAGCUGGGAGUGAAGCAGAUCCUGAAGAGGUGCUCCAGCCUGGGGAAGAGGAACUCCGGGGAAGAGUCGGGGGAUCAGCUGCCGGGGGACGUGCCCAAGGGCCACUUCGCCGUCUACGUCGGCGAGAAGCGCAGCCGGUUCAUCGUGCCCAUCUCGAUGCUCAGCCACCCCGAGUUCCAGAGUCUGCUGCAGAUGGCGGAGGAGGAGUUCGGGUUCGGCCAUGACAUGGGUCUCAUCAUCCCCUGCGAGGAGAUCGUCUUUCGCUCCUUGACUUCCGCCCUCGCAUGAUCCUCCCAUGCAUCUCUCUUCUUCUUCUUCUUCUUCUUCUUCCUCCUCCUUCUGCUAUGGACUUUUUCUUCUUCUAUCCUUUUUACGGGGAGAAAUUUGCUUUUUUCUGCUCUCGGGAAGGUGGGGUUUCCUUUUUUUUCUCCAUCCCUCUUUUUAACUGGAAACCUUUCCCUGAACGAGAAGCAGCAAGGCUAAGCUUUUGAACUCCCCGGAUGAAUUCGCAGAAGAAGAAGUUACAGCUGCAAGAAUUGGAAUUUUUGGGCCACACCCACUUUUUUUUUUCACUUUCUUUUUGUAGUACCUCGACUUUUACCGGAAACCGGUGGGAAUCACGUCUGGGUUGAAGGUGAUGUAUAAUUUUGUGUAGGUGUAAUGAAAUUAUGUAUAGCCAUUAAUGAUCA